AUGGCGUCCUCACUCUACGCCAAGCCCUACGAUGGCACUGCUGCGGACGGAGGUGAUUCCCUAACGGUUAACCUCAACCAGUACUAUGAGUCCGGCGACAUUGCCUGGAUCACCACAUCCACAGCGCUGGUGCUCCUUAUGAUUCCCGGAGUCGGCUUCUUCUACUCCGGCCUCGCGCGCCGCAAGUCUGCGCUCUCCUUAAUCUGGCUUUCCAUGAUGUCUGUUGGAGUCGUAGGAUUCCAGUGGUUCUUCUGGGGCUACUCGCUCGCCUUCGGUUCGGGCAGCAGUUAUAUCGGUAACCUGAGCCAUAUCGGGUUCCGCAAUGUGCUGGCUGCGCCGUCGCCGGGCAGCCCGAAGAUCCCAGAGAUCUUGUUUGCGGUGUAUCAGGGCAUGUUUGCCGCUAUUACUCCAGCACUUGCCAUCGGCGCUGCUGCCGACCGAGGGCGUAUGCUGCCAUGUUUGGUGUUCAUCUUCAUCUGGUCGACUAUAAUCUACGACCCCAUCGCCUGCUGGACAUGGAACCCCAAAGGCUGGUCCUUCCUCAUGGGCGGUCUCGAUUUCGCCGGCGGAACUCCCGUCCACAUCUCCUCUGGCGCUGCUGCCCUCGCCUACUCCGUGAUGCUCGGCAAGCGCUCUGGAUACAGCGCGACUGCCGGACUCCCAUACCGUCCUCAUAACGUUACUCACGUCGUCCUCGGCACGGUCUUCCUGUGGGUUGGCUGGUUCGGAUUCAACGGUGGUUCAGCUCUUGCUUCCAACAUCCGCGCUGUCAUGGCAUGCUUCGUCACACACACCGCAGCUGCAACUGGUGGCGUUGCAUGGACUCUCAUGGAUUACAGGCUCGACCGCAAGUGGUCCACUGUCGGAUUCUGCUCCGGUGCCAUUGCUGGCCUCGUCGCCAUCACUCCGGCUGCUGGAUUCGUCCCCGCCUGGUCCGCCAUCAUCUUCGGCGUUGUCGGCGCCGUCGCUUGCAACUUUGCCACGAAGAUCAAGUACCUCCUCCACGUCGACGACGCGCUCGACAUCUUCGCUGUCCACGGCGUCGGCGGCUUCGUCGGAAACCUUCUCACCGGCCUCUUCGCUGCUGAUUACAUAGCAGCUCUCGAUGGCGCUACCGUCAUCCCCGGUGGCUGGCUCAACAAACACUACAUCCAGCUGGCCUACCAGCUCGCCGAUUCCGUAGCAGGCUUCACCUACUCCUUCGGCGGCACGUGCCUCAUUCUGUUCCUGAUGAACCUUGUCCCAGGGCUGUCGCUGCGCGCGUCCGAGGAGGAUGAGAACAACGGCAUGGAUGAUGCGCAGUUGGGCGAGUUCGCGUAUGAUUAUGUUGAGCUGAGGCGCGAGACUUCGGAUGUGGUUAUCCAGGAUAUUGAGGCUGGUAGCUCUAAGGGGAGCGCGUCCAUGAGCGCAGCUGCGAGCAUGGUUGGGGCUGAGCAGAAGGUUUAA
Pseudogymnoascus verrucosus is the source of this 1446-nucleotide messenger RNA. RefSeq names its product ammonium transporter Amt1 (gene AMT1). The record is from RefSeq and is a predicted model, not a curated record. Gene Ontology annotation, cellular component: plasma membrane. The coding region runs from base 1 to 1446 and encodes 481 amino acids. The transcript has 4 exons. Gene Ontology annotation, molecular function: ammonium channel activity. Lineage: Eukaryota; Fungi; Ascomycota; Leotiomycetes; Thelebolales; Thelebolaceae. Gene Ontology annotation, biological process: ammonium transmembrane transport.